UUCCUGUGAACAAGCUCCACAUCUGCUUUUCUAUUGAAACAUUUAUUCUUUGUCCCAGUCACAGCCACCAUCUUCUGUGAAGUCAGACUAACAGUAUGUAUGUAGCUGUCUAAAUAAUGACCUUGUUCAUCCCUGAUAUGGCUGGUCGUCUGUUUUUGCUCAUCCUCCUUUUCGAUACCUUCCAGUACCUCAAAGCCAAAGAUCUUCCUCAGCCCAGUCUGACAGUGAUUCCUGCAGUCAUCAAAGAGAGAGACUCAGUUCAGCUGAACUGUCAGACUCCAUCUGUCUCUGAGUGUUACUUCAAAAUGGAAGGGCAAGUGGAAUUCACCCUACCAUCACCCUGUCAACAGACACUCACAGGAACACUACUGGUGAGGUGGACAGGUCAGAGUUCACCAGCUGAGGUCAAAAUACAAUGUCAGUACAGUGCUACAGGUUCACAGUUUAGAUCCAUGUACAGUGAGCCUUCAACAGUCACAAUUCAGGACAUUCCUCAGCUGACAGUGAGUUCUACAGUCAUCAGAGAGACAGAAUCAGUUCAGCUGAGUUGUGAGACUCCUCCAUCUCGCCAUGUGUCUAACUGUUACUUCUACAUAGAGGUGGGGAAGAAUUUUCCAGGGUCAUUGUGUACGCAGACAAUAACAGGAACUGAGCUGCUGAAGAGGGCAGGUCCAACAUUUCCAGCUGUGGUCAAAGUGAAAUGUUACUAUGCUGUAGGGAGGUCUCACACAUCUCCUUUAAGUAACCCUGUCUCAGUCACUGUUCAGGAUCCAAAACCAGACAUUACAGUCCAAUUUGAUGAGGACUUCACCAUCAUCUGUUUGAUUCCUGGAUCGGUCAGUCCUGACAGCACCUGUAACCUGUAUGUUGGAGAGGAGAGUCAGCCAUCCUUCACAGCAAAGACCAAGAAGAGACAAUCCACCUCAGCACCCAGACAGGAGUUCUGUCAAUUCACUCCAAAUCAUAGUGAUCUGAUCAGUGGUCUACAGUCAGUGAGGAGUAAGGAGGUGAGCUGUGAUUACAGAGUGAGCUCUGGACCAAACUCUCUCUCUCCACGCAGUGAUGGGUACAGCUUUACAGAUCUGGUGGGAGUUCACAUCAGUGAUCCAACAACUGUACAGACACCUUCUAUAGCAGUGGGUUUGACUCCAGGUCCUAGAUCUACUUUGCCUCCCAGCAAGACAGUGAGUCCUACAGAAGUUUCAACUGUUACUUCUACCUUUACCCCAGACACCACAGUGACACCAACUACCAGGUCGACUGUUUGCUGUACUUUUACCACUGACACCCCAGCGAGUCCAACUGAAAGAGUUCAAAGCUCCACAGAAAGUGAUGUGGAAUCAAACAGUCAAGAAAGCAUUCUGGUGGGGCAAUUAUGGCAGGCAGCAGUGGCUUCUGGAGUGGGCGUGCUCCUGGUAGGAUUGACAGCUGUCAGUCUCUGCAGGAGGACCAAGAAAACCAAUUCUCAGAGACCUACAGCCAGACAGGAUGAUCACAGACAAUAUGAAUUGGUGUCUAUGGGAGCGGUGAGCAGAGGAAUCAUGGUGGAUUCAGGAGAUGCUGGAAUCGAUUCUCAGAUCACUUCUGUACUGUUCACGUUCACGCCCUCAGGUAACGUUGAUGUGGAUACACAGGCAUUUGCAAAUAAACAUUCUGACACUUACCAUGUAUACAGCUCAAUCCCCGACAGACCAGCAACCUCAGCCCAGCCGGAUGGGUUGUACAGUCUUCUGCAGACACACUGACACUACACCUCUGGCUUUCUGUAGCUAUGUCUCACACAAAUACAUUCUAUCUCACACGACAUCCAUUGUUUAUCACACAUCCAGUUACUGUAAAUAAGUUGCUUAACAGGUAAUAUAUCUACUGUAUUACACAUAGACAACUGGUUUCUGUUACAUGUCUAUCCAUAAUAUCUGUUACUGUGUUAAUAUAUAUAUAUAUUAUUUUUUAGGGGUCCAGGGGCAUAGUCCCCUUUGAGCAUUUUUCUUAUUUCUUUCCCCUAGUUAAUGCUAAAUCUACUGUAUUUAUGUAUUUUACGUUGACUGUGUGAUACCUCCUUCCAUAGCGGUUGGAUACAAUUAAUUUCCUGUUGGGCAAAACAUAAUCCAAAACACAACCAAAACAAACUGCAAAUGCAUCCAACAAGUUUGUUGAGUCACAAGCUUGAUGUAUUUAUUGGGUGCAAAGAAUCAAGGACCAAAAUACAAAAUGUUUGACUACCUUAAUACACUAUAAAUGAGUUUGUCCAAAUACUUGUGACUUUUUCAAAUGUGGGGACUAUAUAGAUAAAGUGCAUUUAUAUCAAAACGGUAAAACAUACAAUGCCUUCAGAAAGUCUUCACACCCCUUGACGAUUUCCACAUUUUGUUGUGUUA
Molecule: messenger RNA, 2378 nt
Organism: Salmo salar (Atlantic salmon)
Lineage: Eukaryota; Metazoa; Chordata; Actinopteri; Salmoniformes; Salmonidae
Source: RefSeq, a predicted model, not a curated record